Arctia plantaginis is the source of this 1569-nucleotide messenger RNA. The record is from the annotation of a GenBank genome assembly. Lineage: Eukaryota; Metazoa; Arthropoda; Insecta; Lepidoptera; Erebidae.
AUGGGUACUCCAGAAGAAAAACCUUUGAAAAAAGACAAAACUAUUAAAAAGAAAACCUUUAAAGAGAAGUUAGCGAGUAUUAAAGAAAAUAUAACUGUUGAACCGGUUCUGGCUUGUUACGUCGUGCCUUCAACUUUAGCAAAAUUGGCGACUCAAAAUCUAAGUUUGGACAAAGCUUGUCGUGUCAAUAUGGCGUAUGGUGACAAAAUUUGUGAUGCUCUUAUUGCCAGAAAAGGAAAUUUGUAUAUGAAAGAAGAAUUGGCAAUACAGGGGCUUAUAGCUCUAAUGGAAAGUUGGAAGAAUGUAUUGCUCACAGCCAUCCCAAGUGUUCUGAUUAUUUUCUUAGGAGCGUGGAGUGACAGAACGGGAAAGAGAAAAAUUUGUAUUCUGCUGCCACUUAUUGGGGAGUUGCUAAUGUGUUUAAGUAAUAUCUUAAACGCUUAUUUCUUCUAUGAGUUGCCUGUUGAAGUGACAAUGUUUUUUGAAGCUUUCUUUCCUGCUAUAACUGGAGGUUGGAUUACAACUUACAUGGGUGCAUUUGCAUACAUCAGCGAUGUUUCUAGUAAAGACUCAAGGACGUACAGAGUUGGAGUAGCUAAUUUAUGUUUGACAGCGGGUGGGCCAAUUGGAUCCGUUCUCAGUGGUGUACUAUUACAAAAAAUAGGAUAUUAUGGCGUGUUCUCUUUAUGUUCAUUUCUUUAUUUAUUCAGUAUAACGUACGGAUUUCUUUGUAUUAAAGAUCCUGAGAGAAUUGUGACUGAAAAGCAGAACCUGAACGAACCGUCCAGUGUACGGAGUUUUCUAAAAUCUUUUUUCGAUCUAAAACACGUGAAAGACACUGUACGGGUGACAUUCAAAAAUGGACCCAACAAAAGGAGGACAAAGUCCAUAUUGAUAUUGGCAUGCGUCGUGUUUAUAUAUGGCCCGGCUCACGGAGAAAACACAGUACGAUAUUUGUUUACUCGUUACUGCUUCAAUUGGGAUGCUCUAAAGUACAGCUUCUACAACACUUUUUAUAUCUGCAUUCACUCCCUAGGAGCAUUAAUCUCAAUCACCUUAUUUAGUCAUCGGCUAAAAUGGGACGAUUCGAUGCUGGGUAUUAUAUCCAACGUUAGCAAAAUAAUGGGAUCCAUUACAACUGGAAUAGCGCGCAACACUAAAGAUAUGUAUAUUGCGGUGGCAAUAGAGAUGUUCAACGCAACUUCUUUUACAGCGCUCCGCUCUAUAUCAUCCAAAUUGUGUACGAGUGACGAACUGGGUAAAAUGACAUCAUUUUUCAACCUGGUCGAAGUGGCAACAUCUAUGACCUUUGGUCCAAUUUACUCAAUGAUAUACCGAUAUACCAUCGUAAUUGAUCCCGGUAUUGUGUACUAUGUCAGCACUAUUUUAACGGUUCCACCUUUGGCAUUCUUUGUAUGGUUUCACAUGCAACACAAAAAAGCUCGUCGGGAGUCCAAGAAGUCUGGUGUAGAAGAUAACUUUACGGGAACAGAACUAGAGAUUAAGAAGAAAGAAGAUCAUUUAGUUCUUAAUAUUGAUCUGGAUCAUGAAAGAGUCAUUGUGGAAUAG